This is a messenger RNA of Tarenaya hassleriana, 2255 nucleotides long. Its product is annotated as probable LRR receptor-like serine/threonine-protein kinase At5g10290. Gene Ontology annotation, molecular function: ATP binding; protein binding; protein kinase activity. Gene Ontology annotation, biological process: protein phosphorylation. The record is from RefSeq and is a predicted model, not a curated record. The transcript has 12 exons. Lineage: Eukaryota; Viridiplantae; Streptophyta; Magnoliopsida; Brassicales; Cleomaceae. The coding region runs from base 271 to 2091 and encodes 606 amino acids.
CUUCUCACCUUUGACUCGAGGCUGAGAGCCACUGUGAUCAUUGCGGAGACUUUCGUCUACAGGGAAAACGAAAGAAGAAAAUUCUAUAGGAAAACGACGGCCAAGAACUCUCUCUUCGAGAUUUCAGCCGCAAGUGGAACAUAAUUCUACUUUUCGCUUCUUGGGGUUUUUUUUUCCCUCUCCGAUCUCGGGUUUGUCUAUGGAACAGAUUCUGGCAUUCAAUAGAAACCAUACUUCACUUUCGUCGCCUUAGAUAGUAACCAGCAGAAGAUGGCUCUGGCUCUGGCUCUGGCUGUGUUGGUGUUUGCCUGUUUAUGGUCAUUUGUGUUGCCUGAAGCGCAAGGACAAGCGCUAAUUGCGUUGAAGAUCUCGUUACGUGCAAAGUCUAAUCAGCUGGAGGACUGGAACCGGUAUCUAAUCAGUCCUUGCACCUGGUCCCAAGUUAUUUGUGAUGAAAAUAGCUUUGUUACUUCUGUGACAUUGUCAUACAUGAACUUUUCAGGGACCUUGUCUCCAGCAAUAGGAAUCCUAACUCACCUCAAGACCCUUACGUUGAAAGGAAAUGACAUUACUGGUGGGAUACCAAACGAGUUUGGAAAUUUGUCCAGAUUGAGCUCCUUGGAGUUGGAUGACAAUCGGUUAACCGGUCCAAUACCAUCCAUUCUUGGUAAUCUCAAGAAUCUUCAGUUCUUGACCUUGAGUGGUAACAGCCUAAAUGGGAGUGUCCCUGAAUCUCUCACAAAGCUCCCGAAACUGAUUUGUCUUCUGCUGGAUUCAAACAAUCUCACUGGUCAGAUUCCUGAGAGAUUAUUUGGAAUCCCAAAAUACAAUUUCUCAGGAAACAACUUGAAUUGUGGUGAUACUUAUCGUCGCCCAUGUGUGUCUGAUGGUAAUGGUUCAGGUGGUUCAAACAAGCCAAAACUCGAGAUUAUUGUUGCAGUUGUUAGUGCUGUUGUGGUUCUUCUCCUUGGAUUCUCGUUGUAUUUCUUCUGCAAAUAUAGGCAUCAGAGAUACAAGUAUGAUGUGUUUGUCGAUGUUGCAGGUGAAGAUGGAAGAAUAUCUUUCGGCCAGUUGAAAAGAUUCGCGUGGAGGGAGCUUCAAUUGGCUACAGAUAACUUCAGCGAAAAGAACAUUCUUGGAAAAGGAGGCUUUGGAAAGGUUUACAAAGGGGUGCUUUUAGAUAACGCGAAAGUUGCUGUGAAAAGGUCGACUGAUUUCCGAAGUCCGAGUGGAGAUGCUGCUUUCCAACGAGAGGUUGAGAUGAUAAGUGUAGCUGUCCAUAGGAAUCUACUGCGGCUUAUUGGCUUUUGCACUACUCCCACCGAACGCCUUUUGGUUUAUCCUUUCAUGCAGAAUCUUAGUGUUGCCUCCCGUCUCAGAGAGAUUAAACCUGGAGAUUCUAUUCUGGAUUGGCCAACGAGGAGACGGAUAGCGUUAGGGGCAGCACGGGGGCUUGAAUAUCUUCACGAGCACUGCAACCCGAAGAUCAUACAUCGCGAUGUGAAGGCAGCAAAUGUGUUACUUGAUGAAGAUUUCGAAGCAGUUGUUGGUGACUUUGGUUUAGCCAAAUUGGUGGACGUUUCAAGUACUAAUGUGACCACUCAGGUUCGUGGAACAAUGGGUCACAUUGCACCUGAAUAUCUAUCCACCGGGAAAUCCUCGGAUAAAACGGAUGUUUUCGGGUACGGGAUUUUCCUUCUGGAGCUUGUAACAGGACAACGGGCUAUCGAUUUUUCACGGUUGGAGGAAGAAGAUGAUGUCAUCCUGCUCGAUCACGUGAAGAAACUGGAACGAGAGAAGAGGCUUGGGGACAUUGUAGACGACAACCUGGGCCGGAGCUACAGCGAUGAAGAAGUGGGGAUGGUGAUCCGAGUUGCUCUGCUUUGCACACAAGCUUCGCCAGAAGACCGACCAGUCAUGUCGGAAGUUGUACGGAUGUUAGAAGGAGAAGGGCUUGCUGAGAGAUGGGAAGAAUGGCAGAACGUGGAAGUGACCCGACAACAAGAAUCCGAAGGUUUGCAGAUGCGACUCGAUUUGGCCGAAGAUUCUCUCUAUAACCAAGACGCCAUUGAAUUAUCCGGCGGAAGAUAACAUUAUAAAGUCGGCAUCUUUCAAGUUGCUUUAGUUUCAGAACGAGAUCUUCUUGCAAGUUUAUGAUGAUGUGUUUCAUGGGUUUCUGGUGUUUUUGAUGGGCCAUGAAAUGAACAAUCAAAAUGUAUCCUUUUUAGCUUCAUUUCUGGGAAAUUCAAGGUCGA